Molecule: messenger RNA, 3758 nt
Organism: Orcinus orca (killer whale)
Lineage: Eukaryota; Metazoa; Chordata; Mammalia; Artiodactyla; Delphinidae
Gene: ATP2C1
Product: ATPase secretory pathway Ca2+ transporting 1
Exons: 27
Coding region: 395-3106 (903 amino acids)
Biological process (GO): calcium ion transmembrane transport; intracellular calcium ion homeostasis; manganese ion transport
Cellular component (GO): plasma membrane; Golgi membrane; endoplasmic reticulum
Molecular function (GO): ATP hydrolysis activity; ATP binding; P-type calcium transporter activity
Source: RefSeq, a predicted model, not a curated record
GUCGGGCUCUGCUCAUUUCCGCCGUCCGUGCCCGGGCGUGCAAGUGCGCCUGCGCGCGCGCCCCUCGCGGCGGAAGUGGUGGCGACAAAGCUCGGUCCGCCUGGCCCCGGGAGUGCGGGGCGGGCCCGGGGUGCGGGGCGCGCCGGGGCGGCGGGCGGUGGGGAGGGCGGAGCCCAGGAGGUGGAGGCGGGAGCAGACUAGCACUGCCGCACCGAGCCGCCGGGCCGCCCGAGGCCAGUCCCCUCACCUGCUGCCCAUCCCGCCCCGCCCGCCUUCCCGGUUGCCGCCCCCACGCCGGGAGAGGCGCCCGUUCGGCGCCGCCGCUUGGCGAGGCGCUCCCGCGAGAGCGCGGGUUGCACGUUUUCAAAAAAUUCCUAAUGCUGAAAAUGAGACAAUGAUUCCUGUAUUGACAUCAAAAAAAGCAAGUGAAUUACCAGUCAGUGAAGUUGCAAGCAUUCUCCAAGCUGAUCUUCAGAAUGGUCUAAACAAAUGUGAAGUAAGUCAUCGGAGAGCUUUCCAUGGCUGGAAUGAGUUUGAUAUCAGUGAAGAUGAGCCACUAUGGAAGAAGUAUAUUUCUCAGUUUAAAAAUCCCCUUAUUAUGCUGCUUCUGGCUUCUGCAGUCAUCAGUGUUUUAAUGCAUCAGUUUGAUGAUGCUGUCAGUAUCACUGUGGCAAUACUUAUCGUCGUUACGGUCGCCUUUGUUCAGGAAUAUCGUUCAGAAAAAUCUCUUGAAGAACUGAAUAAACUUAUGCCACCAGAAUGCCAUUGUGUGCGUGAAGGAAAAUUGGAACAUACACUUGCACGAGACUUGGUUCCAGGUGAUACAGUUUGCCUUUCUGUUGGGGACAGAGUUCCUGCUGACUUGCGCUUGUUUGAGGCUGUGGAUCUUUCCAUUGAUGAGUCCAGCUUGACAGGAGAGACAACACCUUGUUCUAAGGUGACAGCUCCUCAGCCGGCUGCCACUAAUGGAGAUCUUGCAUCAAGAAGUAACAUUGCCUUCAUGGGAACACUGGUCAGAUGUGGCAAAGCAAAGGGUAUUGUCAUUGGAACAGGAGAAAAUUCUGAAUUUGGAGAGGUUUUUAAAAUGAUGCAGGCAGAGGAAGCACCAAAAACCCCUCUGCAGAAGAGCAUGGACCUCUUAGGAAAACAACUUUCCUUUUACUCCUUUGGUAUAAUAGGUAUCAUCAUGUUGGUUGGCUGGUUACUAGGAAAAGAUAUCCUGGAAAUGUUUACUAUUAGUGUAAGUUUGGCUGUAGCAGCAAUUCCUGAAGGUCUUCCCAUUGUGGUCACAGUGACUCUAGCCCUUGGUGUUAUGAGAAUGGUGAAGAAAAGGGCCAUUGUGAAAAAACUACCUAUUGUUGAAACUCUGGGCUGCUGUAAUGUGAUUUGUUCAGAUAAAACUGGGACCCUGACGAAGAAUGAAAUGACUGUUACCCACGUAUUUACUUCGGAUGGCCUGCGUGCUGAGGUUACUGGAGUUGGCUACAAUCCAUUUGGGGAAGUGAUUGUUGAUGGUGAUGUUGUUCAUGGAUUCUAUAACCCAUCUGUUAGCAGAAUUGUCGAGGCGGGCUGUGUGUGCAAUGAUGCUGUAAUUAGAAACAACACUCUAAUGGGGAAACCAACAGAAGGAGCCUUAAUUGCUCUUGCAAUGAAGAUGGGUCUUGAUGGACUUCAACAGGAUUAUAUCAGAAAAGCUGAAUACCCUUUUAGCUCUGAGCAGAAGUGGAUGGCUGUUAAGUGUGUGCACCGAACACAGCAGGACAGACCAGAGAUUUGUUUUAUGAAGGGUGCUUAUGAACAGGUGAUUAAGUAUUGUACUACAUAUCACAGCAAAGGGCAGACCUUGACACUCACCCAGCAGCAGAGAGAUCUGUACCAACAAGAGAAGGCCCAGAUGGGCUCUGCAGGGCUCAGAGUUCUUGCUUUGGCUUCUGGUCCUGAAUUGGGGCAACUGACGUUCCUUGGCCUGGUGGGAAUCAUUGAUCCUCCUAGAACUGGUGUGAAGGAAGCUGUUACAACACUCAUUGCCUCGGGAGUGUCAAUAAAAAUGAUUACUGGGGACUCACAGGAGACUGCAAUUGCAAUCGCUAGUCGUCUGGGAUUAUAUUCCAAAACCUCCCAGUCAGUCUCAGGAGAAGAAAUAGAUGCAAUGGAUGUCCAGCAGCUUUCACAGAUGGUGCCAAAGGUUGCGGUAUUUUACAGAGCUAGUCCAAGGCACAAGAUGAAAAUUAUUAAGUCUCUGCAGAAGAACGGGUCGGUUGUGGCCAUGACAGGAGAUGGAGUAAAUGAUGCAGUCGCUCUGAAGGCUGCAGACAUUGGAGUUGCAAUGGGUCAGACUGGCACAGAUGUUUGCAAAGAGGCAGCAGACAUGAUCCUGGUGGAUGAUGAUUUCCAAACCAUCAUGUCUGCAAUUGAGGAGGGUAAAGGAAUUUAUAAUAACAUUAAAAAUUUUGUUAGAUUCCAGCUGAGCACGAGUAUAGCAGCAUUAACUUUAAUCUCACUGGCUACAUUAAUGAACUUUCCCAAUCCUCUCAAUGCCAUGCAGAUUUUGUGGAUCAAUAUUAUUAUGGACGGACCUCCAGCUCAGAGCCUUGGAGUAGAACCAGUGGAUAAAGAUGUCAUUCGUAAACCUCCACGCAACUGGAAGGACAGCAUUUUGACCAAAAACCUGAUACUUAAAAUACUUGUUUCCUCAAUAAUCAUUGUUUGUGGGACUUUGUUUGUCUUCUGGCGGGAGCUGCGAGACAAUGUGAUAACACCUCGGGAUACAACAAUGACCUUCACAUGCUUUGUGUUUUUUGACAUGUUCAAUGCACUAAGUUCCAGAUCCCAGACCAAAUCUGUGUUUGAGAUUGGACUCUGCAGUAAUAAAAUGUUUUGCUACGCAGUUCUUGGAUCCAUCAUGGGACAGUUACUAGUUAUUUACUUUCCUCCACUUCAGAAAGUUUUUCAGACCGAGAGCCUAAGUAUACUGGAUUUGCUCUUUCUUCUGGGUCUCACCUCGUCAGUGUGCAUAGUGUCAGAAAUUAUCAAGAAGGUUGAAAGGAGCAGGGAGAAGAUCCAGAAGCCUGUUAGCUCGACAUCGUCGUCUUUUCUUGAAGUAUGAUGCAUAUUGCAUUCUUUUAUUUGCAAACUAGGAAUUGCAGUCUGAGGAUCAUUUAGAAGGGCAAGUUCAAGAGGAUAAUGAAGAUUUGAGAACUUUUGAACUUUUUAUUGACUAAAAAUGAGUGUUGAAGACUUGAUUUGAGACUUUAACCUGCUGACAGUCCCAAAUGAAAUUAUGCAACUUUGAUAACAUAUUCCUUGAUUUAAAUUGGCUUUUGCGAUUGAGUGGAACUUCGUAAAGUGUAUGGGCAGUUAUUUAAUUUAAAAAACAGGCAAAACCUGAACCAACUUCUGCACUUAAAGAGGUCUAACAGUUCAAAUACACAAUCUAUCCUAGAUAAAUAUGAUUUUUUUUUAAUUUUUAAAUAUUGUACUAUUUAUGGUGGUGGGGCUUUCUUACUAAUACACAAAUAAAUUUAAUCAUUUCAAAGGCAUUCUGUUUGGUUUAGAAGUUGAUUCACAGGAGUGCCAUAUUUCAGCUACUGUAUUUCCUUUUCCUGCAGUGUAAGCAGCUCAGCUACCUUGUAUUACCAUUUUUGUUAUCUCAAGUUUUUUUGCACAGGAUGUGACCACUGUCAGAUCACUGUUCUUUUCUUUCUUUUUGUGAUUGAAAAGCUUAUACUGCAAUUUGAAGUAAAUGUUUGCUUUUCUUA